AUGAAACCUUUUGCAGAAAUUCCGAUGGGAUAUUUUAUCUUUGAUGCUAUUAUAACUACUCCUACAAUGAGUUCUGUAACUUAUGUUUCUAAAACAUAUGAAAUAGCUUUUGAAGACCUGGAUAACUUAUAUGACCAUGCUGAAGAACUUUAUAUUGAUCAAACACAGUCACGUUCAGAAAUUGUUGUUAACUACUUUUCCGCUAUUAGAAAUCUUCAGAUCGAGAGGUCUGAAAACAAUGAGCGCCGAUGGCAAACUGGAAGCUCCUCCACACUCAAACUUAUUGAUGUCUCUUCGCCUCAUGAACCAGAAGUUUUUGGUCCUCAUACAAAAGAAGCUGUCCCAACUUGUAUUCUUUUUACUUGCCUGGGUACCUCAGUGUACUGUGAUGAUUGUGAACUAGAAAUUCUACCACCCUUGCUCAAGCAAACCACCAAUUUCUAUACCCCCUAUAAUAGAAUAAAGAAGAUAAAAAGAAAUGCCUUUGCUCACCUAAGCAAUCUGAAAAAAAUUGACUUGACUUCUAAUUUCAUCUCAGAAAUGGAUGAAGAUACCUUCAGAAAUUUACUAUAACUUUAGGAACUGAUACUUAGAGAUAAUAAAAUAAGGCAACUUUCAGAAUUACCAACAACACUUACGUUCAUUGACAUCAGUAAUAACAGACUUGGUCGCAAAGGGAUAAAGCCAGAAGCAUUUAAAGAUAUGAUUGACUUGCACCAUCUUUAAAUCACUAGUAAUAAUUUGGAUCACAUCCCAGUUCCAUUCCCUGAAAGUCUCCAAUCGCUUUACCUGCAAAAUAACAAUAUUCUGGAGAUACAUGAAGACACUUUCUGCAAAAUAAAUGACCAAACUUAUAUCUGUAAACCUCUUAAAGACAUUAGAUUAGACGACAAUCCCAUCAACCUGUACGUUCCUGCCCCAUUUGCCUAUUGGAAGCUAUUCCUAAGCUUGGACAGUAACAGUAGUAUUGUGUAA
Messenger RNA from Crotalus tigris (Tiger rattlesnake), 975 nucleotides. It is a transcript of the gene EPYC, whose product is annotated as epiphycan. Lineage: Eukaryota; Metazoa; Chordata; Lepidosauria; Squamata; Viperidae. The transcript is spliced from 7 exons. Gene Ontology annotation, molecular function: protein binding. The record is from RefSeq and is a predicted model, not a curated record.